Molecule: messenger RNA, 719 nt
Organism: Odontomachus brunneus
Lineage: Eukaryota; Metazoa; Arthropoda; Insecta; Hymenoptera; Formicidae
Exons: 2
Coding region: 264-719 (151 amino acids)
Source: RefSeq, a predicted model, not a curated record
GAAUGCCUGACCGGGACUAGGAGGGGAGGGGGUGGCAAGUUUUCUGUAUGUGGGAGUAAUAUGCGGGUGUUUUUGUGCGCGAUUAUGAGUGCAUGGAUAAGAUCGAGAUUACAUCGAAUAAAGUGAUAAAUAACAUCAGCUGGAUCUACACAUCAAUUUUUUGAGCUCCUGUGGUGUCGUCAGGCAAUUCAAGAUUUUCACUAUUCUACCUAAAUAUUUAGUAAACCAAAAUAAGUACAGACUCGAAUACACUUCAUACUACUAUGGAUACUAUUAUGGAUGUAGAUACUAAUAAUAUUGUACAUUUGAAUCCAUAUGAUGCUACUAUGGACCCGAGUAUAUACUUGGAUGAAGACAUAGACUCUUCUGAUUUUAUGGAUAUUUCGGAUUCUGAUGGAGAUUUUGACAUCUGUGACUCUGAUGAGGAUUGGGACCUGGAUAUUUCUCAUACUAAUAUGGACUUGAAUGUUUCUGUUCCUGAUGUGAAUAUGAAUACUUUUGAUUCUGGCGUAGACCAAGAUACUAGUAUACAUCUGGGUACAUCUGAUACUCCUGUGCAUCAGUAUACAUCUUAUAACAGUAAGUACAUUAAAUAUUCGAUAUUUUGUAAGAAAUAUUUGCCUAUUGUCAAAAAUAGGAAAUGUCCCACUUGCUCACAGACCCAAUUGCAUACCACCAACCGGUGUUCUGCUUUAUCUAGUGAAUUACUAAUUCACUAG